AUGGCAGCAUCAGAAAUGGCAGGUCUUCUCCUCCUUUCGUUCACUGCUCUGCUGCUGAGAAGUUCCUCAGUUCGUAGCCAAGGACUGCAGAUCGGAUUCUACGACUCCUACUGUCCGGACGUCGAGGAUACCUGGUCGGUGCCGCUGGGAAGAAGAGACGGAAGACUCUCGUCAGCUUCUGGCGCCAGUGCCUUGCCAUCGCCUGCCGAUCCUGUAUCCGUUCAGAGGAAGAAAUUCGCGGACCAGGAACUGUCAGACCACGACCUCGUCACAUUGGUAGGUGCACACACGAUCGGGCAGACGGACUGCCAGUUCUUCAGCUACCGGCUGUACAACUUCACGGCGACGGGCAACGCGGACCAGACCAUCAGCCAGGCGUCGCUGGCGCAGCUCCGGGCGCUGUGCCCGCCACCCAGCGGCGCUCCGGCCGGGCGGCGGGUGGCGCUGGACGAGGGCAGCCCCGACGCGUUCGACGUGAGCUUCUUCAAGAACGUCCGCGACGGCGGCGCCGUGCUGGAGUCGGACCAGCGGCUGUGGAGCGACGCCGCCACGCAGGGCGUCGUGCAGAAGUACGCCGGCAACGUCCGGGGAUUCGGCCUCAGGUUCGGGUACGAGUUCCCCAAGGCCAUGGUGAGGAUGAGCAGCAUCGGGGUGAAGACCGGCGGGCAGGGCGAGAUCAGGAGGAGGUGCUCCAGGAUCAACUGA
This is a messenger RNA of Miscanthus lutarioriparius, 705 nucleotides long. The record is from the annotation of a GenBank genome assembly. Lineage: Eukaryota; Viridiplantae; Streptophyta; Magnoliopsida; Poales; Poaceae.